Molecule: messenger RNA, 1122 nt
Organism: Momordica charantia (bitter melon)
Lineage: Eukaryota; Viridiplantae; Streptophyta; Magnoliopsida; Cucurbitales; Cucurbitaceae
Source: RefSeq, a predicted model, not a curated record
AUGGUAAACAACCGUGGGAUCGAAGCUAACCCAGAGAAGAUAAAGGCCGUGCUCGAGAUGGAGGCACCCAAGACUCUAAAGCAGCUCCAGUGCCUCAAUGGCAGGAUUGCAGCCUUGAAUAGGUUCGUGUCAAGAUCGACGGACAAGUGCCUUCCUUUUUUCAAGGUUCUUAGGAUGAAGGGACUGUUCGAAUGGACGGUAGAGUGUGAGCAAGCACUAGAGCAGUUGAAAAACUAUCUCUGCUCGGCACCUCUACUCGCAAAACCAUUGCCAGGAGAGAAGCUCCACUUGUACCUGGCAAUGGCUGAUAGUGCCGUCAGCUCGGCCCUAACCAAGCAGGAGGGUGCGUGCCAAAGUCCUGUUUAUUACACCAGGCGUCUGAUGAAGUCGGCAUUGGAAUUGAGCGAGUACGACAUCCAGUUCAGGCCUAGAACCGCGUUAAAAGGCCGAGUAGUAGCAGACUUCAUCGCGGAGCUUACCCCACCGUCCCAGUCGAUCGAGUCCGACCUCUCGUGGACGAUCUACGUUGAUGGAUCUUCCAAUGAGAGCGGGUGCGGGGCAGGAAUUCUCUUGCUCGCACCAGGUGGUGAGCGAUUUGAGUAUGCUCUGCGAUUCAACUUCCCGACUUCAAAUAAUGAGGCCGAGUAUGAAGCACUUCUAGUAGGCCUGCGCGUUGCCAGAGGACUGGGGGCCGUGCACAUCAAGGUCUUUACCAAAUUGGCAUCAGCAUAUGAGACCGACCUGGCUCGAUCGGUCCCGGUCGAGAUCUUGGACAGACCUUCAAUCUUGGAGCCAGAUCUGAUGGAGAUUGAUACUCCAUCACCCUUUUGGAUGGACCCAAUCGUGGAGUUCAUCAAAGGGAAUCCACCGCAAGAUCCUAAAGAGCUAAAGAAGAUGGCACGGAGAGCAGCUUGGUUCACACUCCGAGAAGGAACGUUGUACCGACGUGGCUUCUCCCUGCCUCUGCUUAAGUGUGUGACUCCCGAAGAAGGCCUUUACGUUCUUAGAGAAAUCCAUGAAGGAGUGUGUGGAAACCACUCUGGCGUCAGUCGUUGUCGGCCAAGGUGGUUCGACAAGGGUACUAUUGGCCCACUGUCGAGCGGGAUGCAAAGCAAUUUGUGA